Xiphophorus couchianus (Monterrey platyfish) is the source of this 2729-nucleotide messenger RNA. RefSeq names its product MAGUK p55 subfamily member 3-like. Bases 367 to 2181 code for a protein of 604 amino acids. The transcript has 20 exons. Lineage: Eukaryota; Metazoa; Chordata; Actinopteri; Cyprinodontiformes; Poeciliidae. Gene Ontology annotation, molecular function: protein binding. The record is from RefSeq and is a predicted model, not a curated record.
GCAGGAGGAGAGCAGAGACAAGGCGAGAGCGAAGUGGCGUCGGGGGGGAAGCGGCGGCUCAUUUAGAUAGACAGGAAGGAGCGGGGAAAUAAAACCUAAUGUGUGCCACUCAGCUGCGGACUAGACAGACAGAACCUGAGAAUAAAGAAAUAAAUAAACAAAACAAAGGUUGGUUUGAAUUUAUAGCUGCCGGGCUGUCGAGUGGAAACAAAGACAGACGGAGAGAGGACCGCACGCUGAGAGGAGCCUCAACAAGUUGUGUGUGACUCCCCACACGUGAGGAUAAGAAGAAAACAGAAUCAGCUUUCCUUCCUUUCCCCUCCUCGUUCUCUCCAUCUCCUCAUCCUCCUCUGAAGGGUUGAAGCCAUGCCCAUCGUUUCUGCAAAUACAGGGCUGCAUGAGACUCUGGCCAUCCUCACAUCUCAGCUCCACCCUGAUGCCAACCACAAGGAGGACCUGGUCUUCCUCAGAGACGUCUUCAGUGAGAAAGGCAUCGGUUACCUCAUGAAGAUCCAUGAGCGGUUAAAGCUGUAUGAGAAGUACAGCCCCACUCCGGUCCUACACAGCGCCUCCUGUCUGGCAGAGGAUCUGGCAGAAGAGCUUCAGAGUGGGCCGCUGCAGGAUGACGAGCAAGAGCUGCUCCUUUUGCUGAACACACCUCACCUGAAGGCGGUGCUGUCAGCUCACGACAUUGUUGCCCAGAAGAAAUUUGACCCGGUUCUUCCCCCGUUGCCAGAAGAUUUGGACGAUGACUUUGAGGAAGAGUCGGUGAAGAUCGUCCGUCUGGUUAAGAACAAAGAGCCUCUGGGAGCAACCAUUCGGAGAGACGAGGCCACUGGAGCUGUAAUCGUGGCCAGAAUCAUGCGGGGAGGGGCGGCUGACCGCAGCGGUCUGGUCCAUGUAGGAGAUGAACUGCGAGAGGUGAACGGAAACCUGAUCACUCACAAAAGGCCUGAUGAGAUCAGCCAGAUCCUGUCUCAGUCUCAGGGCUCCAUCACUCUGAAAAUCAUCCCAGCUGUUGCUGAAGAAGAUCGACUGAAGGAGAGCAGAGUCUACCUGCGCGCUCUGUUUGACUACACACCGUUUGAGGACAAGGCAACGCCGUGUCAAGAGGCGGGACUUCCUUUCAAGAGAGGGGAUGUCCUGCAGGUCGUCAGCCAGGAGGACGCCACCUGGUGGCAAGCCAAGAAAGUGGGCGACUGCAACCUGCGUGCUGCCCUCAUCCCCUCCAUUCAGUUUCAGGAGAGGCGUCUGAGAUACAGAAUGAAGAUGAAUUCCCUUCCUGCUCCUCUGUCGCCCAAAGCUCCAACAUAUGAUCGGACAGAGAAAGAAGACUGUGACAGUAAAAGUGCUCUGAAUGGAAAGGAUGUAGUUUCUCCCAAGAGUAAGGCAGCUCCUGCCUUCUGUGGCCAUGCUUUCUCAUGGGAAUUUUACUCAGCCAGUUUACGCCGAAGUUUCAGGCUGAAAAAAGAUCGACAGGGUUCACCGGCAGAGACCCAAACGCCAGACGGCCAUCGGACGGACUUCCGGAUCUAUGAGGAAGUUACGCAAUAUUUGCCACGCCCUGGAGAAAAGCCCCGCCUUAUUGUACUGAUAGGUUCGCUAGGAGCUCGGGUCACGGAGCUAAAACAGAAGGUGAUAGCAGAUAAUCCUCGAUGGUUUGGUCUGGCUGUUCCUCACACGACCCGAGCCAGAAAGACUCACGAGAGAGAAGGAGUGGAGUAUCACUUCAUCAGCAGGGCAGCUUUUGAGGUCGACAUCCAGAAUGGGAAGUUUAUUGAAUAUGGGGAGUAUAAAGAGAAUCUGUACGGCACCAGCUUGGAGUCCAUUCAUAAAGUUCUGACUCAGAACAAAGUCUGUUUAGUGGAUGUGCAGCCAGAGGCCCUGAAGACUCUGCGAACGGCCGAGUUCAAACCAUACAUCAUCUUCGUGACGCCUCGCUUCCCCGACAGUCAAAGAAAACACUUCGGCUCCUCUUCCUCUCUUAGCGGCGGGAUCACGGAGGAGGACCUCCAGGAAAUGAAGCAGUCUGCAGAGAAGAUGGACGAGUGCUACGGCCAUUGGGUGGAUUACGUGUUGGUGAAGGAGGACCCAGUGAGUGCCUUAGUGGAGCUCCAGGUGGCGCUGGAGAGGGUGCAGACAGAGCCGCAGUGGGUUCCUGUGUGCUGGGUGAGGCGUUAGCCUAAUCAACUUCCUGACAAACGGAGACCACUGUGCAAGGACCCACCGCUGUGGGGGGUCAAAUGUUUACUGCCAUGCAACCAUCCCACACUUAGAGAAGGACCGCCAUGAAAAACAGAAAAAUGUUUCUGAUAGUUGAUACAGUCACAGGAAAAAUAAGUACACCCUGUUUUGGCAGACUCUUAAAGGGCCAGCAGACGUUUUCCACCGUUUUAUAGCACCGUCAAGUAACUAUGUUAACUUCUGAUAUAAAAAUGCUGUAUGACUUUGUCAUUUAAUGAAGUAAAAUUAUUAAAACUCCUGCUCUUUCUAAAACUCCACCUUCAGGAAAUCAUCACAACAUGGCUCCUCUAUUAACCCUUUAACAGUUUUACCAGCACUGCAUUUAGCAGUAGCUCAUAUAAUAAGCUCAGCAGUUCCACCUGAGGUGUUUGCUAAUUGCUGCUGGCUAGUCUGAAGGAGCUGAAUGAGCUGCUCUGUGAAGCAGAAGCUUGAGAGCCUCAGCUCUGAGGAGGAGCUGCGUCUUGAAGGCGGGGCUAGGUCCAUCU